Messenger RNA from Pseudomyrmex gracilis, 732 nucleotides. RefSeq names its product nucleolar protein 58-like. Lineage: Eukaryota; Metazoa; Arthropoda; Insecta; Hymenoptera; Formicidae. Bases 1 to 732 code for a protein of 243 amino acids. The transcript has a single exon. The record is from RefSeq and is a predicted model, not a curated record.
AUGGAUUGUGAAAUAAGCACAAUAAAAAGAAAGAGAGAUGAGCAAGAAAAAGAGAUAGGACUAGAUCUAGAUAUAUUAAAAAGAAGCAAUAAAGUAAAGAGUGCGCCGGCGGAAAAGAAGCAGGAAGAGGAGGUGAAGAGAGGAAACAUGAUGGAAGAUAGAAAAGAAGAAGGAGCGAUGGUCACUUUAUUGAGGGAGAUAAAAGAGGAAAUGAAAGCGAUGAGAGGGGAAAUCAAGAAGAUGAAGGAAGAGAUGAAUAAGAAAGAAGAGAGGUGGAGGAAAAGAAAGGAAAAAAUGGAAGAAAGAGUUGACACGAUAAAAAUAAGUCUGAAGAGGAUGGAACAGCGGAUAGAAGGGAAAGAAAUGAAGGAGAGUAAAGAAGUAAAAGACAGUAAGGAAGGAAAAAGAUUAGAUAGAGGAACAAGAAGCAAAAGCGAAAGAAGAGAUAAAGAAGGAAAUGAGAGAGAUGAAGAAAAUUAUAGAAGAGAGAGAAAGAAAAGAAAGAAGAAACAAUAUAGUAAUAAGAGGUCUAAAAAAAGAGAACAGGUGCAUGGAAAAAGUGGCAGAAGAAUUUUUAGAGCAAGAAUUCGGAGUAGGAGAGAAGAUAAAGAGAAGCUAUGUAGUAGGAAAGGGGGAAAGAGAGGCGGUGAUAGUGGAAAUGGACCAAUGGGAAACAAAGGAAAAGGUGAUAAAAGAGAAAAAGAAGCUAGGAAACAGAAAGAUAUUUAUUGA